Hypomesus transpacificus is the source of this 1705-nucleotide messenger RNA. Its product is annotated as rho-related GTP-binding protein RhoB. Gene Ontology annotation, molecular function: GTP binding; GTPase activity. The record is from RefSeq and is a predicted model, not a curated record. Gene Ontology annotation, biological process: small GTPase-mediated signal transduction. The transcript has a single exon. Lineage: Eukaryota; Metazoa; Chordata; Actinopteri; Osmeriformes; Osmeridae. The coding region runs from base 193 to 783 and encodes 196 amino acids.
AGCUGUUACUAUUGCAUCUACUUGGAAAAAGAGACUGGUGUUUGCGGAGCACAACGUUCAGUGCUCAAGAAUCGUCACCAUAGGCCUAUAGCGACCAAGCGGCGAAUAGUCUGGGAUUCAUAGUUUUAAUCGAAUUUGGUAUUUUGUCACAACUAAGUUUAUAGACAGUUCUUCUCUUUUCCAGAGCAACAAAUGGCAGAUAUACGUAAGAAACUUGUCGUGGUUGGCGACGGCGCGUGUGGAAAAACCUGCUUACUUAUUGUCUUUAGCAAAGACGAGUUUCCAGAGGUGUAUGUGCCAACUGUGUUUGAGAACUAUGUGGCGGACAUUGAAGUGGACACUAAGCAAGUGCAACUAGCAUUGUGGGACACGGCUGGCCAGGAGGACUAUGACCGCCUUCGCCCACUGUCUUAUCCGGACACUGAUGUCAUUUUGAUGUGCUUCUCUGUGGAUAGCCCAGAUUCACUUGAAAAUAUUCCUGAGAAAUGGGUACCAGAGGUUAAACACUUUUGUCCAAAUGUGCCCAUUAUUCUUGUAGCGAACAAAAGGGAUUUGCGUAACGAUGAGAAUGUCAGAAACGAGUUGUCCAGAAUGAAGCAAGAACCUGUAAAAACCGAGGACGGGCGAGCCAUGGCCAUGCGCAUUGGCGCCUAUGACUAUUUGGAGUGCUCUGCGAAAACUAAGGACGGUAUACGGGAAGUGUUUGAGACUGCGACACGCGCUGCUUUACAGAAGAGAUCCAGCCCAUCCACAGGUUGUGCCAAUUGCUGUCUGUUGUUAUGAAUAAACAGAUGACCACUGUAGACUACUCCGUUAACACCACUAAUAUCGGUUGUCUUUCCCUGAGAAUCAUCAUUAAAGAACGGUGGAUCCAUAGCAUGGACCUAUUCGCCAAUUCAGUUGACCUAGAUUGAGUCUGCCAAGUCCACCAUUAAUUCUAGUUAGAGGUCCUAUGCCAAAUAAGUUCGUUCUAAUGCGAGGGUAUCCUACAUGUUUACUAAAGAAUGCUGCUUCAGAGGGCUUGCACAGGUCCUAAUUGGCACACGGCAUUUGAUGGACAUAAUGGAAUUGUGAUGGUAACACAAACGAGUGGUUUCAAGGACAAAAACAAUCGCAUAUUCAUUACUACAGACUACUUAAUCUACCAGUGUUGUCAAGUUUUAUUUAUAUGACAGACUCAAGCUUACAAGCCAAGUUUUAUUGCACAACGAAAGGGUUGUAGCCUAUCUUUCAUUAGAAGUUCUGUAUCUGAAUACUUUUACCAUAGGUUUAUUUGUUUUGGUCAAGCUGCUUUCACGAAGACUUCCUCCAAAAGGCUGUGCAUUCUGCCUCCUGUUUGGUUUGUGUCAGUAUUUCAUAGGCACUUGACUGUAUCAGGUCAGGGAAUAUGUAUAGCAGCUCCAAUGUGUACUUCACAUACUGUAUUGUGAAAGUCAUAUGACACAAAAAGUGCAAUAUUUGUAUGUCCUCAAGAAUUUGCUAGUUGAAAAAAUAUAUAAAUUAUUUUGUGCUUUUAAAAAGAUACUAUGAUUUUAUUACAGCCUGUUUAGUCACAUUUAAUGCCUUGAUGAUCCCAAAAGUGGAAUUACGUAAACAUGUUUUAAGUAAAGUCCUGAUAGCAUCAAUGAAACCACCAUAUUUACUGUAUUCUACUUACCACAGGAUCUUACAACUUGGUUUCUAAAUAAAAUUCUGAAUAACCUGA